Molecule: messenger RNA, 1769 nt
Organism: Erpetoichthys calabaricus (reedfish)
Lineage: Eukaryota; Metazoa; Chordata; Cladistia; Polypteriformes; Polypteridae
Product: serine/threonine-protein kinase pim-2-like
Exons: 7
Coding region: 564-1424 (286 amino acids)
Biological process (GO): regulation of mitotic cell cycle; negative regulation of apoptotic process; protein autophosphorylation
Cellular component (GO): cytoplasm
Molecular function (GO): protein serine/threonine kinase activity; ATP binding
Source: RefSeq, a predicted model, not a curated record
UAAAGAGUGAAUUUUUGGUUUUCUUUCGCUUGUGUUGGGUCUAGGGAUGUGAGAUUGGAAUACUGCUGGUGAUAAUCGUUACAAGUUGGCUUUCACACCCAUACAGAAACAUUAAGUCAGUCCACAGGAAGACUGGUGGAUCAGAUGCAGCUAUUUCCUUGUCAGAUCAUACUUAGCAGCACAGGUUCUGACACUUGUGUGAAAUCUUCAUUAAUCUAAUGUCACAAAGUCCUUAUUCGUAAAUUUAGAAAGCUGGCCAGAUGUUGUUUUUCAGUGGGAACUUCACACAGCUUGACUUCUUGUAUGUUGGAAUGGUUAUUCUGCUUGGUGUUUAUCUUUUGUAUUUUUCAAGUAAUGCACAUAGAAUCGGUUUUCUACAGACAGAGGUUGAAACAGACUCUUGCAAAGGCUCUCAGAAGAAAGACCGGCAGAGCUCUGAAGAUGGAAGUGUGUACAGUGACGUGAGUUCAGGUACUGGAGUCUUUAGUGAUGCACCAUUGUUUUCCUGUUGUCCCCAAUUUUCUAAGAUAAGAUAUCUCAUUUGUCACUGAAUACCACCAGUUAUGAAAAUAGCUAUUAACUUUAUACUAUCAAAUCUCACAUCACCAUUGCUUUUCUUUCUAGACUAUGAUGCCCUCUCAGAAAACUAUUUAGUUGGCCAAGUUCUGGGUACUGGUGGAUUUGGAGAAGUGCGAGCUGGGCGAAGGAAGUCUGACCACCUACCUGUGGCUAUCAAACGCAUCAAAAGGCAAAGUGUGAGCCAUUCAAUGUCUCCUCCCAAUGACACAGAAUCAGUCCCCCUUGAAUUGGCAUUGAUGCAGUUGGUCAGCCGUCCCCCAGCAUGCCCUGCAGUCAUCCAACUGCUGGAUUGGGUCAUUACCCAGUCAUGUGUUUUCUUGGUGAUGGAACGUCCUGACCCUUGCAUGGACUUGUUUGAUUUUAUGUGGGAGAGGGGACAGUGUCUGACGGAACCCAUAGCAGGGAGUAUCUUUCGUCAGGUGGUGCAGGCGGUUCACCAUUGCCAAUCACGGGGGGUUCUUCACCGGGAUAUCAAACCUGAGAACAUCCUUGUGGAGACCAGCACUCAGCAGACUAAGCUGAUUGACUUUGGCUGUGGCACUCUUCUCAACCAGAAAGAAUACACAAGCUUUACUGGCACACAUUUCUAUGCUCCUCCAGAAUGGUGCUUGAAGAAGAGCUAUGAGGCAGAACCAGCCACCGUAUGGUCUCUGGGUGUGCUCCUCUUCGAGAUGUUGUGUGGUCAAGUACCAUUUAAAAGGAAAGAGGAGGUCAUCCGGUGUAAUGUCAUCUACACAGCAGAUAUAUCCAAAGAAUGUGCCAGCCUUAUAAAGAAAUGUCUGUCGCGGAGUCCCAAGGAGCGACCCACUCUGGAAGAGAUCCUCAUGCAUCCCUGGGUGUGCUGAUAAUGGUCUGAGGGUGUGAGUGCCCACACAUGGUCAUCCUUUAAAUCAAAACUCAAGGGACACACCAAUAGGUGGGGUUGGACACCCUGCCAUAAUCAAACUGGAUGUUGUUCUCUGAUGCUGGGGUAGAAGCUCACCUCCCUCAUGUUACAAGUGACCUCCUCUCUACCCCCAAGCAGUGUACGAGAUGUUGAGGGGAGCCUGUAAAGUGAUAUGUGGGCUCCAUUGAAAACGUGAGGUCUUCUCAAUGAGACACCUGAGGAAAAGUGAUUGGAGAAGUACAGUCUUAAUGUGACAUUUGUGCCGGAGCAGAUGGGUGAUCUGAAGUGAUGACGGAGCCAACAU